CCUCAGCCGUUUCAGUUGGCACGCUUCUGCAAACCGCCAUUUGUGCAGAAUUCGAAAAUAGAAACAAGGUGAGGUCUCUCCGAUCAAACGCCACCGUCCAACCAGAAACCCUAGGAUCCGUUUGGGCAUGUUCGUUGUAGUCGCAGCGGCGGAGCUUGAUGGCGAGCAUAAAGCCUUUGCCGGAGGCUGUUCGUAGCUCACUGCGUUCUGGCAUUUUCCUGUUCGACUUCACUCGUGUCGUCGAGGAACUGAUUUUCAAUAGCCUCGAUGCUCGUGCUACAAAGGUAUCGGUGUUUGUGAGUACUGGGAGCUGCUAUUUGAAAGUAGUUGACGAUGGAAGUGGAAUUACUCGAGAUGGGCUGCAAUUGGUGGGAGAAAGAUAUGCAACAUCAAAAUUUCUUAAUUUAGUUGAUCUGAAUGCUGUGAGUGAGAACUUUGGUUAUCACGGGGAAGCUUUAGCUUCCAUUUCUGAAGUCUCUUUGCUGGAGAUUGUCACAAGAACAUUUGGAAGGCCAAAUGGAUAUCGAAAAGUGUUGAAGGGGUGCAAGUGUUUAUAUCUUGGUAUUGAUGAUGAUAGAAAAGAAGUGGGCACCACAGUUGUUGUCCGUGAUUUAUUUUACAACCAACCAGUUCGGAGAAAAUACAUGCAAUCCAGCCCCAAUAAGGUUCUGCAAUCAAUCAAGAAAUGUGUAAUGCGACUUGCACUUGUGCGUCCAAAUAUUUCCUACAAAGUGGUUGAUAUUGAAAGAGGGGAUGAGCUCUUUUGCACACAUUCUGCUUCUUCUCCUCUACCGCUUAUAACCAGUGGCUUUGGGGUAGAGGUCACUAGCUCUCUUCUCAAUUUAGAAGUUGAGAAUGAUAUUAUAAAGCUUUCUGGAUACCUAUCUAGUCCUUGCAAUACUUUGAAUGCGAAGGCCUUGCAGUAUGUAUAUGUUAACUCACAAUUCGUUUGCAAUGGCCCAAUUCAUAAACUUCUGAGUCAACUGGCUAUUAGCUUUGAGCAUAUGAACUCAUGGAAUGCUGAUAAUGAGUUCCGAAACAAGAAGAGAACCAGGUCUCAACCAUGUCCAGCUUAUCUCUUGAAUUUAAGUUGCCCCCGGUCUUUGUAUGAUUUGGCCUUUGAACCAUCAAAAACUUAUGUUAUAUUCAAGGAUUGGACUCCUGUCCUAAACUUCAUUGAGAAGGCCAUCAAAAAAUUCUGGGAAGAAAACAUAGCUUGUGUAGAGCCCUCCAUUCAAGCCGCUUACAUGGUAGAAGAUCAACAAGAGAAAGCAGAUGUCAACAUCAUUUCAGCAGUGUCAGAUAUAUCAAAGUUUAGAAACCAAAAUCGUAAGGAUUGCCAAGACCUCUUCUUUUCCACUUCAGACAAGAUAAUUCAAGAUGACCAUCAUCAAUCCAACAGGGAAGAUGCUAGAACCUCCUUUGAUUGCUUACAUCAAGGGGCCAUGAUGUUCAAAGAGCAACAAAGUAAGGGAGACUUUCUUUUUCAGACUGGUUAUUCUGGCAACUUAUUAGAUGGCUCAUAUGCCAAGUGCAUGUCCACUGUGAUGAGAAAACAUAACAGUUUGAUGUUGUAUGAUAACAAUAGUUUAUUGGAAAGAGAUAACUUUUUUGAUGCUGAAAUCCCCACAGUAGAAAGUUUUUAUGAUAAUGUACCUUUUGAAGCACCGAGUUCUUCACAUGGAAGAAAAUUCCAUAAAGUAGAAGCUGAUGUGGUCAAUGAAUCAUUUGAAGACGAUUUACUUAAUAACUGCAAUGGGUACAGUUAUGAUGUAAAAAUUAGUGGGGAUUUGCAAAAGCCUUUUCUAAAGAGAUGCUCUACACUAGGAAGUAUCCUGCAUGAGAAGGCUUUGCUUGUAAAUGAUGAACAUGAACUCCAAACUGAUAGCUUUUGGAGCAAGCAGAAUAUUGGGGAAGAUUAUAGAUGUGGUAAGGAUUUAUAUGCCCAUCCCUAUCCAGAAGUCACAAAAAAGUUGAAGAUGUCUAAAGAUUCUGGUUUUCUCUUAAGAGUGUUGGCUGAAGAAAAUUGUCUCCCUCCAGAUUCCUGCGGUUCAGCAGCACAAAUAGGAAGCACUGGGUCAGAUGAUCAGUUAUUAAAUUUUGAAUGGUAUCCUGUCUACCAAAAACCCUCAUCUCAAGCAUCUGCAUCGGGUGUUUAUCAUACAACUGAUAUUAAAGAUGAUCUCGGACAAGUAUCUAGAUACUAUAAAAGGAUCCAUGGUACAAAACGUUUUGGUGACAGAGAAGACAAGUGCAAUUUCAACUACAAUAUGUCAAGGAAUACCAAUCAACAUCACUGUUCAUCAAGUUUUGCAAAUAGUGGACUUAAUUUUGAUAUUGCUGGUGAUUGUGGUGAAAUAUUCAACAGACUAGUUGACUGGCCUGAUUUCAGUGAUAUACAUUCUACGAAAUGGUCAGAUAUUUCAAAGGAGGAGGCAGACUGGCUGUUGCCUGGGUCAUGUGUUAAAAGCUGCCAGAGACCUAACAAAAACAAAGGCAAAAGGGAUCAAUUUAGAAAUCCAGCUUUGGAGGAGAAUCUUGAAAGAUCUAGAAGAAGCUUUUCAGCUCCUCCUUUUCAUAGAAGCAAAAGGAGAUUUUUCUCUUUAAAUCAUCCUUCAGAAAUUAUAGCCCAAAGACAGAUUGGCCAAAUAUCAAAACCUGCUUUCAAUCAUCGAGAAGCUAGUGAUUUUAAAUAUCCUCUACAGUCUCCCGUUGCUCUUCACCAAAGCACUAAAGAUCUCUCACUGCCAGAAUUCAAAACUGAUGUGAAGCAGACUUCAGAGGUUCAGGGAGAUAUGCAGUUUAAUGACAUUUCAGAGAUUGAUGGAUUUGAAUGUUUCAAAAUUCAAAACAGUGCUCCAUUUGGGGAAUUGAUCUCUAAGAACGUGCAAGAUUCCAUAGAUUACGGGACUAAAUGGAGGAACUCCUCACCCAAAAUUACAAAGAAUGAUAAAUUGGCUAAUAUUCAAAGUCAAAACAAAAUACUUGACAUUUCUUCUGGAUUCUUGCAUCUUGCUGGAGAUUUGUUAAUUCCUGAAACUAUCAGUAAGAAAUGCCUUGAGGAUGCUAAAGUUCUGCAUCAGUUGGAUAAAAAAUUCAUUCCAGUCGUGGCUGGCCGAACCCUUGCUGUUAUUGAUCAGCAUGCUGCUGAUGAAAGAAUCAGACUGGAAGAAUUGCGACAAAAGGUAUUGUCAGGAGAAGCAAAAACAAUAACCUAUCUAGAUGCUGAACAGGAACUGGUACUGCCAGAAAUUGGUUAUCAACUACUUCAUAGUUACAGUGAACAGAUUAAAGAUUGGGGCUGGAUCUGCAACAUUCAUGCUCAAAAUUCUGAAUCCUUUAGAAGGAAUUUGGAUAUUUUCAACAGACCACAGAUGGCCAUCACACUUGUUGCGGUACCAUGUAUUUUAGGGGUCAAAUUAAAUGAUGUUGAUCUUCAAGAAUUUCUUCAGCAGCUUGCUGACACUGAUGGAUCAUCAACAAUGCCUCCCUCUGUCUUACGAGUGCUAAAUUUAAAAGCAUGCAGAGGUGCAAUUAUGUUUGGUGAUUCGUUGCUACCAUCAGAAUGCUCCCUUCUAAUUGAAGAGCUAAAGCAAACAUCACUUUGUUUUCAAUGUGCUCAUGGGCGACCAACAACUGUUCCUCUAGUCAACUUGGACUCACUGCAUAGUCAGAUUGCCAAGCUUCGACUGAUGAACGAAUGUUCAAGUGACGAGUGGCAUGGAUUACAUAAACAUAAAGUGAAUGUUGAACGUGCUACAUGGCGUUUAAAUUCUUCUAGAGGAAUUUGAGCCGUUGGACGAAAUUGGUUCUUACUAUUACCAGUGGGCAGAUUAGUUUGACGAAUCAUUCUUUGGUAAUUGAGUGUACAGCAACAUUGAGGGAGUAAAUAAUGCAGCAACCUUGCUACAGUUGCUUAUAAGGAUAUUUACUAGAUAACAUCAUUUUUCGCGAAUCUUAUGCUCCUGUUUGAAUUUGAUAAAGUUUCACAGCAAUAAUAUAGAUUGAAUAUGAAUGCAAAAAAAAAAAAAAAAAAAUCAAUGUUUUUUUUCCUUCCCAUUAAA
Messenger RNA from Cajanus cajan (pigeon pea), 4064 nucleotides. RefSeq names its product MUTL protein homolog 3 (gene MLH3). Gene Ontology annotation, biological process: mismatch repair. Gene Ontology annotation, cellular component: mismatch repair complex. Gene Ontology annotation, molecular function: mismatched DNA binding; ATP binding; ATP-dependent DNA damage sensor activity. NCBI's taxonomy places the organism in Eukaryota, Viridiplantae, Streptophyta, Magnoliopsida, Fabales, Fabaceae. The record is from RefSeq and is a predicted model, not a curated record.